Messenger RNA from Ficedula albicollis (Collared flycatcher), 1527 nucleotides. RefSeq names its product ankyrin repeat and SOCS box containing 13 (gene ASB13). The coding region runs from base 202 to 1125 and encodes 307 amino acids. Gene Ontology annotation, biological process: positive regulation of protein catabolic process; protein ubiquitination; intracellular signal transduction. The record is from RefSeq and is a predicted model, not a curated record. Gene Ontology annotation, molecular function: protein binding. The transcript is spliced from 5 exons. Lineage: Eukaryota; Metazoa; Chordata; Aves; Passeriformes; Muscicapidae.
GCUCCUCCGUGAGUCCAGUGUUUAAGAAAGGAUUUUUUGAGUUGUGCUCAGCUGUUCCUUGAUCCCAGCUCUUUUUCCAUGCUCUUCUAAGAAUCCAGAACUCCAUGAAACAACUUGAGUUGCAAACCCAUCUUGUCCCAACACCUCCCACUCCCCCAGGUUGCUCCAAGCCUGACCUAGGACAACUGCAAGGACGAGACAAUGACUUUUUCUCUGGGAAUCCCAUUCCAGCUCCUCCAGCUGGAAACUCCAUCCCAUUCCCCAACCCGUUUUUCCAUCCCUAUCAUUUCGUGGAUGACCCCAGUGAUUUUUUUUUUUCCCCUUUUCCCAGGUUUCUGGGCUGACAGGACACCAGUGCACGAGGCUGCCAGGAGCGGGGAGAUCGUGCAGCUGCGGCAGCUGAUCGAGAGCGGCGCCUGCGUCAACGCCGUCACCUACGACUCCAUCACCCCCCUGCACGAGGCCAGCCUCAGGGGACAGGCCCAGUGUGUCAAACUCCUGCUGGAUGCAGGGGCUCAGGUGGACGCCAGGAACAUCGACGGCAGCACUCCGCUGUGCGACGCCUGCGCCUCGGGCAGCAUCGAGUGCGUCAAGGUGCUGCUGUCCCACGGAGCCAAGGUCAACCCGCCCCUCUACACCGCCUCCCCUCUGCACGAAGCCUGCAUGAACGGCAGCUCAGAGUGUGUGCAGCUGCUCAUCGACGUGGGUGCCAACCUGGAGGCUCAUGAUUGUCACUUUGGGACCCCCCUGCACGUGGCCUGUGCCAGGGAACACCUGGAUUGUGCCAAGCUGCUCCUCCAGGCAGGAGCCAACGUGAACGCGGCCAAGCUGCACGAGACGGCGCUGCACCACGCGGCCAAGGUGCGCAACGCGGCGCUGGUGGAGCUGCUGGUGCAGUUCGGGGGCAACAUCUACGCGCGGGACAACCGCGGCAAGAAACCCUCGGACUACAGCUGGAGCAGCAGCGCCACCGCGCGGUGCCUGGAGUACUACGAGAAGACCCCGCUGAGCCUGGCGCAGCUGUGCCGCCUCUCGGUGCGCAGAGCUGCCGGGCACCGCGGCCUGGACAAGAUCUCCCGGCUGCAGAUCCCCCCCCGACUCAUCCAGUACCUGUCCUACAACUGAGGGAGCCAGGAAACACCUGGGAUUGCCAGGAAACACCUGGGAUUGCCAGGAAACACCUGGGAUUGCCAGGAAAACCCUGGAAUUCCCAGGGAAAAAUUCCCAGGAAACACCCUGGGAUUCCCAGGAAAAAACCCUGGAAUUCCCAGGACAAACCCCUGGAAUUUCUGGGUAAACCCCUUGGAAUUCACAGGAAAACCCCAGAAUUCUCAGGAAAAACCCUGGAAUUCCCAGGGAAAGACCCCUGGAGUUCCCAGGAAAAAACCCUGGAAUUCCUGGGGAAAAAUUCCCAGGAAAACCCCCUGGGAUUCCCAGGAAAACCCCCUGGAAUUUCCAGGAAAACCCUGGGAUUGCCAGGAAAUCCCUGGGAUUGCCAGGAAAAACCCCUGGAAUUUCCAGGAAAAC